UUGUCAGAAGGAAUUGAAAGCUGCGCAAGAAAAAGCCUAUGAUAAACUAACACCAGAAGUGAAAAAAUUGAUCAUGUUACAAGACGAACAGAAAGCGUGUGAAAUAUCACUGGAUAAAUUAGAAUUUGAGAAGGUUGAUGGGACCCUGAAAAAAAAAGAGAAGCUACUUACUGAAAGGGAAAAAGAACAAACCUCUUGCCAAGCAAGACUGAAAGCUGCGAAAGAAGGAAAAGAACCAGACCAAGCAGAUGAAGCCAAACCAAGAGAGGAAAAGAAACCGGUGGAUGUAAAGAAGAAAGAAAUAGAAGAGUGUAAACAGCUCACAGUCCUGGCAGAGCAAGAGGUUGUUGCAGAGGACGAGGACACAGCAAAAUUAAAAACAGAAAGUGCAGGGACAGAACUGGAAGAGUGUAAAACAAAACUAAAGGAAGCAGAGGAUGUUAAAAUUAAACAAACUGCGGAAUUAGAGGAAGCAAAACAAAGCUUGAAAACUACAGAGGACUCAAUUGAAAAGAAAGAUAAAGAAAGAGACACUUGUGAAGAAGAGAUAAAAGCAGCAAAACUAACCAAAUGUCAGAUGGAUCUAAAAGCAGCAGAAAAAGACGACAAUAAUGUGAAAGCUUUAGAAGAGGAUCUGGAGAAGAAGAAAGCAGAUCUGGCUGAUUGUCAGAAAGAAUUGAAAGCUGCGCAAGAAAAAGCCUAUGAUAAACUAACACCAGAAGUGAAAAAACUGAUCAUGUUACAAGACGAACGGAAAGCGUGUGAAAUGACACUGGAUAAAUUAGAAAAGGCGAAUAUGAAGAAAUUGAAAGAAUUUAGGAAAGUUGAUGGGUACUUGGAAGAAAAAAAGAAACUACUUACUGAAAGAGAAAAAGAACAAACCUCUUGCCAAGCAAGGCUGAACGCUGCGAAAGAAGGAAAAGAACCAGACCAAGCAGAUGAAGCCAAACCAAGAGAGGAAAAGAAACCGGUGGAUGUAAAGAAGAAAGAAAUAGAAGAGUGUAAAAAGCUCACAGUCCUGGCAGAGCAAGAGGUUGUUGCAGAGGACGAGGACACAGCAAAAUUAAAAACAGAAAGUGCAGGGACAGAACUGGAAGAGUGUAAAACGAAACUAAAGGAAGCAGAAUUAGAGGAAGCAAAACAAAGCUUGAAAACUACAGAGGAAUCAAUUGAUAAGAAAGAUAAAGAACUAAAAGAGUUGAAAGAAAGGCUGAAGAAAGGCAACGACAAAAAUAUAAAAGCUUUAGAAGAGGUUCUGGAGAAGAAGAAAGCAGAACUGGCUGAUUGUCAGAAAGAAUUGAAAGCUGCGCAAAAGGCGAACAGGAAGAAGUUCAAAGAGCUAACCACUUGCCAGAAAAGACUAAAAGCUGCGAAAGAAGGAAAAGAACCAGACAAAGCAGAUGAAGCCAAACCAAGAGAGGAAAAGAAACCGGUGGAUGUAAAGAAGAAAGAAAUAGAAGAGUGUAAAAAGCUCACAGUCCUGGCAGAGCAAGAGGUUGUUGCAGAGGACGAGGACACAGCAAAACUAACCAAAUGCCAGACAGAUCUCAAGGAAGCAGAACUCGCUGAGUGUGAAAAGCAGAUUCGUGCUGAAACAAUGGACGUAAUCAAAUUAGAGCAAGAUUUAGACGAGUGUUUACUGGCCCUCACAGACGCCCAAAAGGCACGAUUAGAAACAGUAUUGGAAGAAUGUAAUUCAAGUUUAGCAAAAGCAGAUUUAACUGCCGCCAAAGAAGAAUUGCAGACAAUAGAUCAAGUCACCUGUGAAGAGGAUAUAAAAGAAGCUAAGCUAAAAAAAUGCCAGGUGGAUCUGAAAAAAGCAGAAUUCAAAAAGCUGAAAACAGGAAGUAAUCAGUUGAAGAAGAAAAAGGAAGGAAAGAAAGUGUAUGAAAACCUAUCUGAAGCAGGAAAAAUAAAGAAGAAGGUUGAUAAAGUCUGUCGAGCUUUGCGUUUCACUGGCGAGUCUGGGAGCCAUUUAACACACAGUAACACGCUGGAAAAUCUGACUUCUGCAGAGGAAGGGAAAGAGCCAAACAAAGAGGAUGCAGCUACAGCUAAGUUUCAGAAAACUCAGAGGCUCAAACUCAUAGAAAAAGAUAAGAUCAAUGCUCUCAGUAAGAAUCACCUUCGUUUUCGUGAAAUGUUUCUUUCGUUACAGCUGGGAGAGAUUGAGGACUGCAAAGAGGAUCAAAAAAUUGGUGGUAGUUGGUAUUUUGUGCACAGUGACAUCCUCAUCGUGCUCGUCAUGAAGCGAGCUAAUGGAUCAUUCCAGCCUGAAACCAAUGAUGGCAUUCGUAAGAAAAUAAAAGUUCAUUCCUGUCCUACAGAGUUUAGCAGCACAAUCCAUUCAGUGAUUGAUUGCCAACAUUGA
Molecule: messenger RNA, 2371 nt
Organism: Callorhinchus milii (elephant shark)
Lineage: Eukaryota; Metazoa; Chordata; Chondrichthyes; Chimaeriformes; Callorhinchidae
Product: centrosome-associated protein CEP250-like
Exons: 61
Coding region: 74-2371 (765 amino acids)
Source: RefSeq, a predicted model, not a curated record